Molecule: messenger RNA, 1778 nt
Organism: Jatropha curcas
Lineage: Eukaryota; Viridiplantae; Streptophyta; Magnoliopsida; Malpighiales; Euphorbiaceae
Biological process (GO): regulation of GTPase activity
Molecular function (GO): small GTPase binding; GTPase activator activity
Source: RefSeq, a predicted model, not a curated record
CUACCAGUCUUAGAUAAAUGGUUUGAUAUAGAUAUUACAUAAAUAAUUAACUUCCCUCUGUCUUAAUUGCAUAUAUUUUCGAAGAAAAAAAAAAUAAAGAAGAAUUUUACAGGUAUUUCUGACAGUAGUAUUACAUAGAAUUUCGUGUUUAGAUCAUCAGAAGAAGUUUCUAUAGCUUCCCAAAUUCGAAAUCCCCAAAACCCAGGGUACUUGCAUUCGUCUGUUUCACAUUGUUGAAGGAAAGAAUACUCAUUAGUAUAGUUGUUAACAUCUGCUGUAGUCUCACUGUGUUUUAACCACAAUGACUAAUGGUUCACCUAAUUUGAUAUUUUAAUGGAUUUGCAAUGGCAUAAUAAGAGAGCUCUUUUAUAUCACAAUGCCAAGGAAACCAGACUUGAAUACUUUGCCUUGUGGCAUACCAGAGUUUAUUUGACUAGGUGAAAUGGAAAAGAAAAGAACAGACGACUAUGAACAGGGGCCACUUCCUUCAACAAAACCAUUAGAUAGAUUUGGUUUUGUAAAGCAAGAGCUUAAUAAUCCUCCAGACAGCUUAACCAAGGGCAGGUCAGCCUAUGAGUUUGGGAGGGAGGAAAGAAGGGUAAGAAAAUGGAGGAAGAUGAUUGGGGUUGGAGGAAGUGACUGGAAGCACUAUGUUAGGAGAAAACCUCAUGUGGUCAAGAGGCGUAUAAGAAAGGGAAUUCCAGAUUGUUUAAGGGGUCUUGUUUGGCAGUUGAUCUCUGGAAGUCGAGACCUUCUGCUGAUGAAUCCUGGGGUCUAUGAGCAAUUAGUUAUAUAUGAGACAUCAGCGUCAGAGCUGGAUAUAAUUCGAGAUAUUUCUCGCACCUUCCCUUCACAUGUAUUCUUCCAGCAGAGACAUGGACCUGGUCAAAGGUCCCUCUACAAUGUUUUGAAGGCAUACUCUGUCUUUGAUAGAGAUGUUGGAUACGUUCAGGGAAUGGGAUUUUUAGCAGGUCUAUUGCUUCUUUACAUGAGUGAAGAAGAUGCAUUUUGGUUGUUGGUUGCAUUACUGAAAGGAGCUGUCCAUGCUCCCAUGGAAGGAUUAUAUCAGGUGGGGCUGCCUCUUGUACAACAAUACCUUUUCCAGUUUGACCACUUGGUGAAGGAGCAUAUGCCAAAGCUGGGAGAACAUUUCACCCGAGAAAUGAUAAAUCCUAGCAUGUAUGCAAGUCAGUGGUUUAUAACUGUUUUCUCUUACUCUUUCCCAUUCCAUUUGGCUCUUCGAAUUUGGGAUGUCUUUCUCUAUGAGGGUGUCAAAAUCGUUUUUAAAGUGGGUUUGGCUCUAUUAAAAUAUUGCCAUGAUGACUUGGUAAAAUUACCCUUUGAGAAAUUAAUACAUGCUUUGCGUAACUUCCCUGAGGAUGCCAUGGAUCCAGAUACACUAUUACCAAUGGCUUACUCAUUCAAGGUGUCCAAGCGAUUGGAAGAACUGAAGCAGGAGUAUGACAAACAGACCGGAAAGCCAGUUCAACCUCCAAAACAUAGUGGGAACCAGAAAGAGUCACAAUGAAGUCACCUGAAAUGAAGAUGUGGAUAUCAAAUAUUCCUUCCAGCAUUGGUGACUGUUCAUAGUUGAAUAUAUCAUUUAAAUGACGCGCUAUGUGGGAUCUCUUUUGUAAGAAACAGUAGGGUGAUAGCAAUGUUCAUAUGGAAUCAUCUGACUCAUCUCCUAUUAGGACUGAAUUCUCCUCAUGAUUUUCACAUGUGUGAUAGUGAUUAAUAUGAUAAUAAACCUUUUUCCUCAGAAAACUUGCAUACAA